AUGAAGUUUUCUGCAGUUUCCCUCCUUCUGGGAGCUGGUUCAGCGCUCGCAGCACCCACGGAGCGUUCCGAUAUCGACGACCGACAGGUACUCUGGCUUGCUGGCGACAGCACGAUGGCACCGGGCGGUGGACACAACGGGACCCAGGGAUGGGGAGAGUACCUGCACUACUCCCUCGACUCGUCAAAGAUCCGAGUCAAUAACUCUGCGUAUGCUGGGAGAAGCGCGCGCACUUUUACGAGAGAGGGCCGGUUCCAGCGGAUCAUUGACGAAGUCAAGGCUGGGGACUGGGUUGUGAUUGAGUUUGGUCACAACGAUGGACCUGGAAACCCGAUCAACGACACAGUCAAGAACCGAGUCGACUGUCCCGGCAUUGGAGACAAUGUCUGUCCUGUGCUUUUCAACAACCAAACGGAAGUAGUGCAGACAUACACUACCUACCUUCGCAACGCCUCCUCAACUUUCCUCUCCCUCGGCGCCCGCGUGGUGAUCUCAACCUCAACCCCCAUAAACCCUUACUCGGCCGGCACAUUCUCUUGGACGCCGACCAUCUACGCGUGGUACUCGUGGUACGUCGUCGAAUCCCUCGGCGGACCCGCAGCCGGUAUCUACUACGUUCCGCAUGGCAACUACAGCGCCCAGGCCCUUCAGGUGCAGGGCCAGCAGGCGGCUGUCGAGGGUUAUCCCAUGGAUGCCGUGCACAUGUCGCCGAAGCUGGCGGAUUCGUUUGCUGGGGCUUUCGUGUUGGGCCUCAAGUGCGGCACGCCGCCGCUGCAGGAGUAUGUUGUUAAUGCGACAUCGAGACUGGAGGGGGGUAGACUGGGAACUUGCCUCCAGGUUAAUGCGACGCUGCCCAUUUAA
This is a messenger RNA of Colletotrichum tamarilloi, 861 nucleotides long. Its product is annotated as GDSL-like Lipase/Acylhydrolase. The transcript has 3 exons. Bases 1 to 861 code for a protein of 286 amino acids. NCBI's taxonomy places the organism in Eukaryota, Fungi, Ascomycota, Sordariomycetes, Glomerellales, Glomerellaceae. The record is from RefSeq and is a predicted model, not a curated record. Gene Ontology annotation, molecular function: hydrolase activity, acting on ester bonds.